AAUCAAAGUCAAAUCAAUAUUGAUCAUAAACAUUAGAAAAUAGCAAAAAAAACAUAAAGUUUAAAUUAAGAAAUCGCAAUUUUAUUGUUAAUUAAAUAUAUCAAGUUGUACGUUGACUCUUUUUAAACAAAUUGUAUUAUUGAGCAUAAGAAUUCUCGAAAGUCAUGAAACCCUCGAUAGACAUAGAUGCGCUCCGCACGGAGCAUGAGUCGGAUGAACAGUGGGAAGUGCGACGAAGCUUCAUGCAGGAACACAAGGAGGAUUUUGAUGAAGAGGAACUCAUUACAUUGGCUCAGCUCUUCACAAAUAUCGAGUUUUUGGGUUGCAGGUACCCAGCGCAAACUAUGAAAAGGAUAGCCAAGUUAGCUGAAAAAGUAUCCGCUAAAUACAAGGAGAGCAGAAAGAACAAAUUGAAGCGUACAUUCGUCGAAGCCAGCGAUGCAGCCGAAGCUAAAGCCAAGAGGAGUUUUAAAUAAUUGUAGACGACGCUUAAUAAAAUAAAUAUAUAUAUAAUUCUCUAUCUUAUAAAAAAUCAAUUCAUUUAUCUAUGAAA
Messenger RNA from Vanessa atalanta (red admiral), 553 nucleotides. Its product is annotated as partner of xrn-2 protein 1-like. NCBI's taxonomy places the organism in Eukaryota, Metazoa, Arthropoda, Insecta, Lepidoptera, Nymphalidae. The record is from RefSeq and is a predicted model, not a curated record. The transcript is spliced from 3 exons. Bases 165 to 476 code for a protein of 103 amino acids.